Molecule: messenger RNA, 6512 nt
Organism: Austrofundulus limnaeus
Lineage: Eukaryota; Metazoa; Chordata; Actinopteri; Cyprinodontiformes; Rivulidae
Product: E3 ubiquitin-protein ligase CBL
Exons: 15
Coding region: 409-3012 (867 amino acids)
Biological process (GO): cell surface receptor signaling pathway; negative regulation of epidermal growth factor-activated receptor activity
Cellular component (GO): plasma membrane; membrane raft
Molecular function (GO): phosphotyrosine residue binding; calcium ion binding; receptor tyrosine kinase binding
Source: RefSeq, a predicted model, not a curated record
CGCUGUGGCUUAUUAACACCCAAGUCCGUAAUAAGCCGGGUUCAUAACUCAGGGAGGUUUUACCCACCGUCGCCAGGAGGAGCCAAGCAGCUCUUUGGAUACAGAUACAACAAGCUGUCGGUGUGGUWUGUCGCCAGCUUGUAAUUUGGUGUCGGAAAUGAAACGGAGAGGCUUUUUCAAUGUAGCUUGUUAGCUCUGCCUGCGUUGGUUGCGUACAGUCAGUGGUACACACACACUGGCUUUUUGUUCUGCUCUUGGACAGCCUCUGCAUGACAAAUUAUCGCCAGUGUUUAGUACAGACAGGGCGGUGAAACAGCGGGUGCUCUAUUGAGAAGCGUGUCAAGAAGAAACCCCCCCUGGUUGUCAGCCUCAACCCCCGGGGCUAACCCCCGGUCAUCGAGCGCAUUAAUGGCCGGAAAUCCGCGGAGGGGCGCCGGUCUCAUCAACUUGAUGAAGGACGCCUUUCAACCCCACCAGCAGCCUCUUCAGCCUCACCAACCCGCAGUGGUCGAUAAGAAAAUGGUGGAGAAAUGCUGGAAACUCAUGGAUAAGGUGGUGCGGUUAUGCCAAAACCCCAAGGUGGCAUUGAAGAACAGUCCACCCUACAUCCUCGAUCUGCUGCCGGACACCUACCAGCACUUACGCACCAUCCUGUCCCGAUACGAGGGCAARAUGGAGAUUCUUGGGGAAAACGAGUACUUUCGUGUGGUCAUUGACAACUUGACCAACAAGACGAAGCAGACCAUGAGCCUUUUUAAGGAGGCCAAGGAGAGGAUGUACGAGGAGAACUCUCAGCCCAGGCGUAACCUCACAAAGCUGUCGUUGAUCUUCAGUCACAUGCUAGCAGAGCUAAAAGCCAUCUUCCCCAAUGGCCUAUUUCAGGGCGACAACUUCAGGAUUACCAAAGCUGACGCCGCUGAAUUUUGGAGGAGGUCAUUUGGUGACAAAACCAUUGUGCCAUGGAGGAUGUUUCGUCAGGCUCUCCAUGAGUUUCACCCCAUAAGUUCAGGUUUGGAGGCCAUGGCGCUCAAAUCAACCAUCGACCUCACCUGCAACGACUACAUCUCCGUGUUUGAGUUCGACAUUUUCACCAGACUCUUUCAGCCGUGGUCGUCUCUUCUGAGGAACUGGAACAGUCUGGCAGUCACACAUCCUGGUUACAUGGCCUUCCUAACCUACGACGAGGUCAAGGCUCGACUGCAGAGAUUUAUCCACAAACCUGGCAGCUACAUAUUCAGGCUGAGCUGCACUCGGUUGGGCCAGUGGGCGAUCGGAUAUGUAACAGCUGAUGGGAACAUCCUGCAGACCAUCCCUCACAACAAACCACUCUUCCAGGCCCUCAUUGAUGGAUACAGAGAGGGAUUCUAUCUUUUCCCAGACGGCCGUGCACAAAACCCAGACCUAACAGGUUUGUGUGAGCCUUCUCCACAGGACCACAUCAAAGUUACUCAGGAGCAGUAUGAGCUGUACUGUGAGAUGGGCUCCACUUUCCAGCUGUGUAAGAUCUGCGCCGAGAACGAUAAGGAUGUAAAGAUUGAGCCCUGCAGACACCUGAUGUGCACUUCCUGUCUGACUGCCUGGCAGGAGUCAGAGGGUCAAGGCUGCCCGUUUUGCCGCUGUGAGAUUAAAGGCACCGAGCCCAUCGUGGUGGACCCCUUCCACCCGAAGGCCAGCGGGGCUUCCUUUGCCGGCUUCCAAGGGUCCAGCAGAGCAGAAGCAGCUGGAAACGACGAGGAGGAGGAUGAUCGCCUGGAGGACCAGCAUCUUGUCAUGAGCCGGCUGGCCUGCAGUAAGGUUGAGCGUCCUGCUUCUCCRGUGUCUCAGCUGCCUCCGGUACCUCCACGGCUGGACCUCCUGCAGAGGUCCUCCAGCUCACAUCCUGCUCUGGCUCAGGGAGCUACACCCAAGAUCGCAGCCACUCACAGAGACAAGCCUCUACCUCCUCCUCCUGGUCUGAGAGAUCCCCCCCCUCCUCCCCCUCCCGAGCGGCCCUCCCUCGCAGGCCAGGACUCCAGAUUCCAGAGGAGACCUCUGCCCUCCACCCCGGACCAGCCCGCCUGGGCAGCCAACUACAUGGUCCCACGUCCUGCCACCAAGGCCUCGUUGCUUCUGUCCUCCGUCCCUCCGAGCGGCGGCGGCGCCAACGGAGAGGCGACCAAACCUCAAGCAGUUACUAACGCCGUCUACUGCCUGGCUGCGAGGUCUCUGCCACAGUCUGUGGUGUCGAGUGGAGAAAAACCAUCAUCAGAUUCUGAGGAGAAUGAAUACAUGAGCCCCACCUCCCUCCCAKUUUCCAACACCCCCUGGGUCUUAUCGGGCUCGCUGGUGCCCCCACCGCCAACCCAGACAACCAACCACGAUGACGUCAGCGAGGGGGACGACAUCGACUCAGAGGACCCUCAAGUGUACGAAUCCAUGUUUAACAUCCAAAGCCAAGCCAGUUCCUGUGAGACGACACAGACCAGUGACCCCGAGCACCCUCAGCAUUCAGCUGUGGUUUCCCAGGAGAGGGAGGACGCGGAUGUGGAGGAUAUUUAUGGGUAUGACUGUCCCCGGCCGGUCGUCCCUCCUGCCCCCACCAGAAGAACCGUGUCUGAGAUCAGCUGUCCCUGCGCAGACUUGAGCUCUCUUAGCAUGGCUGCUUCAGUAGAAGCUGGUACGUCUGCAGCUGGGGUCGAACUUGAACGCCCCCCCAAACCUCUCCCACGUCGAGCCAACUCUGACCGACGGCCUCGACCUUUCAACCGGGACUUGUCCGCUCCGCUGCCGGAGCUGCCCGGUCCCUCCUCUGCCUCUCCCCCUCCUCUUCCUCCUCCUCCCCCUCCUGCUGCCGCCACCGCCAGCCCCGCGAGCUUGGCUCUAAACGGGGAGAUCGAAUGCCUGAUGUCCCAGGGCUACUCCAUCCAGGACAUCCAGAAAGCCCUGAUGAUCGCUCAGAACAACCUGGAGACGGCCAAGAACAUCCUGCGUGAGUUCGUCUCCAUCCCCUCCACGGCGCACAUCGCCACAUAGUCACUCCCGUCCCGCUCACCCUCUGUGUCCCCUCCCCCCCUCCCCCCUGUCAUCUCUUCGUGCCAUCAUCACGGACAGCAUUUACCAAGCACUUUCCUGCAGAGGCCACAAGGACUUGCCAGAAGGACUUACUCCGAAAGAAAGCACAGCGUUCACAUCAGAUCUGAAAACAAAGCCUCCAAAGUCAAUUGUAAUAAAGUGUGUCAGGUAUUAUUAGCUUCUCUGGAAAAAAAAACCCCGAUUGUUUUGAUUUUGUUGGACAAGUGAAGCCUCCCAACCUGGAGAUGCAAGGCUUCGGUCCAGACAGCCGGAGGUUCAUGUCUCUGACGUGAAUGCAGGAUUCAUGGAAAAUGAAAGCCUGUGAACUGAGCUGCCUGAAGCCAAGUWUGUGACCCAGCUGCACUGAGGCUGAGGUAGAAAAGUGCUGUGGCAGAACCCCUCCCGCCCCGCCCCUAAACCCCAGUCUCUAAGUGCAUUCUCUCAUUAAGCUACGUUGACUGUUCAGCAGAAGGGCUCUUCUCUCUGCUGCCGCGGCUCUUCGAUUCGGUGCUUUAUGGGCUUCUUUGUGAACUGUGGCGUGGAUGAAAUUAGCGAAUAACUCCGUGGCGUGCGUGCUGGUGCAGAUGGACGUUCGGCAGCGAUGGGCUUCAUGUCGCAGUGUGGGCUCGCUCUGUUUCCACGGCAUCCGACAAGUCGAGCUUAACUCCGUUCUCCUGGUUCAGCCGUGGUUCUGUGAUGAAAUGAUUCUAAUACUGAAGUACUCUCAUAACGUGUUGUGUCGUGUGUAGUACUAACAAUGGCUGAAUUAUGGCUCCUUUUUAUCAUUUCAUUUCAUGGUUCAGUAGAAUGAAUCUCAGAAGGCAAACCUGGAAAACAAGACAACAAAAUCUAAAUCUGUUAAACUGUUUUGAUUUGAUUUUGAGAUCUAGCCUCGAUGCAGCCGUGCAUGCUGGGAAAAACCCAGRAAAAGCCCUGGUUCUAUAAUCGGACAGUUUGAGUGAUGGUGACGCACUAAUCCACCUCACACUAAAAACACAAAACACUCUAAAUCCAAUUCCUGACGUUUAGGAUUUGGUGCCCAGUUUAUUAGAAAAAAAGAAAACACUUCCACUGGUCUCCCUCCCAGCAUUAACUCGUACACAGUUUUCUUUUUUGUUKUUUUUUUUCUUUUAGACACUUCCUGUAAACAUCGGUCCCACAGUACCAUGAAAACCCCGCCCCCCAUCUGUCCCCAACUAAUCUACCUCACUUUCCCCAAGUCACCAGUUCAAACAUCGUACCCAGCAGUUUGUUGGCCUCAAAMUGAAACCACAACAAAACCACGUGUCAGAUCCAGGGUCUGCCAUCCUCAAAAACAAAAACUCACCACCUUUUUAAAAAAAAAAGCRUUGGACGUUUGAAAACGCGUCAACGUCCCUGACGAGUCGCAGCGUCGWCACAAAGCCAAGAACAUGGUUGUUUUUUAUUAAAAGCGUAAAAUCAGCGUCGCUGAUGAAAGGGUUAAUGAGCGAAGAGCUCCAGGAAAGGUUAGAAAGCACAAACAGGGUGAAGAGGUUUGUCAUGUGGACUCAGGUACUCUGUAAUACAAACAGCUUAGAUGAAUUAACAGGUUCUGAGGAUGAUCCAACAAAACAUUGUCAUUCCUGAAGCGUUUCUUUUUUUUUUAGUUUAUAUGGCCACAGUUUCUGCUCUGUUGUUUUAGUCACUUUUACAUCCUUGAGCUCGUUUUCCUCCUCUGAGUUCAUCCUCUGGGUAUUGUUUGUGUUGCAGUCAUUCAUCCACCGUGCAGCUGGUACUCCGCUUUGAAAGYGACGCUUCAGGCUUUAGAGCUGCUACAACAUAUUGGAUAAAACUGAACUAUUGCAUGCUUUGAGGCAAUGGUUAGGGAUAUUCCAUAGGAUAUUUGUUUUGUUCAGUUUGGAAACAUCAGCUCUGACAUCGAGUCAGGAAAUGUGAAUGUGAAAACGUUGUUUGUUUUUUUUACAUUUUUUUCUUUUUGUAUUGAGUUUAAAUAACGAAGCAUUCCAGAAAUGUUAGUGGGAAUUAUUUCUUAACUUGAAAUCCCUGUUUUCAGGUCAAACAUCAGAUUUACAUUUUUCAGAUGUUUUUGGACAAGCUUUCAGCUUCCACACUUUUUUAUCCUUUUUAUUCUGUUUGAUUCAUAAAACUUUGUAGAUGUUUUUAUUCCAACACUCCCAGAAACUGCAUGAAAUUACUUUGUAGCAACGUAAUACUUGAAUUGGUUGACUUCUAAGUUUCUGUAGUGAAUUUGCAAGAAAGAAUGAGCAUUAAGUCAAAAAAAUCUUGCACCUUCUUCAAGAGAAAAUUGUUACCCGAAAUGUAAAAGAGGAAUCUUUAUAAUAGUAAUUAAAGAGCGAUGCACUUGGCAUUUCUGGAAAAGAUUUAUCAGAAAAGCUUUCUUUUCCUUUUGAUUUAUCUCCGUCUGGACUUCCCUUCGUUCAUCUAUUUUACGUCAAACUAUUUAUUCACAGAACUGGUAACAUGCUCAGAUAAAAUAUAAGAAAGACCUAAAUUUGUUCGAAGCAGAAAUAAUUAAUUUUCAGCUCCAGCACUGCCCCCUGCUGGUCAGUUGUUAGAAUGCAGUUGGGUCUUUAAAAUAUGGGACUUUAUUGCAUUUACUUGUAUAACGUUUUAUCCAUUUAUUUUCUUGAAGAGCAGGUAACACUUUUCAAGAAAAUGUUGUGUUUUCAGUGAAUUACUAAAGUGAGGAAGAGUCCAGUCCAUCGCUCCUUUUAAUCUUUAAGGAAAUAAAUUGUCAGGUCUGCAGAAGUGCUUUGUUUAAGCAAAGAUAAAAACAAAUGAAGCUCCAUCUCCACCCACAGAUAUAAGGGUGGAUAAAGUGUCCUUUAUAUCCAUAACUACAAUUAUUUUUCCUUACACUAGUCUCUCAUAUUUGACUCAGAAGUCCCCAUCCUGCACAGGAACAGGAAACUUUGUUGGUUUUAAUGUUCAAGUUUCUUCUUUUAUGUAAAUAUGUCGUUAUGAUUGUGUGGGGUUAAAAAAAGAAAACAUGCCUUGUUUAUUUAAACAUCUCAAAAUGAACUAUUGUAAGUUUUUUUUUUUUUAAGUGCUUUUCAUCAGACUGAAGAGCUUUGAGCUGUUUUCCAGGUGGGAAUGUGUCCUGCAGCUUUUAACGAGCUCAAACAGCAACCGUUUCAGUCUGCUCCUCCUGUCCUCAGUCCCUCUGCCCGACCUCGGGGUUUGAACUCUAACAGCUGCACUGUGAAAGCGUGGACAUGCAAACACACUCCAGUUUAUUCACGGUCUCGUUUACCCUCAGAGUCUUCGGUGAACUCGGCUCGAUCACCCACGUGUUAACUGGCCUUCUCAGACAGAACUUGCCUACUAAAAAGUCUUUGCUUUAUUGCCUGUGUAGAUAYGAUUUUAUUUAUUGUCUUUAAUAUCCUCUGCAUUCAUUGUGCCGCCAUGUUUUCAUGCCUAAGCCAUUAAGAUUUUUAAUUAAACUGUAUUUUCUUUAA